UAUCACUUGGCCUUUGUGAUUUCGCAUUACUAGUCACUGCUUACAAAUUUGGACUUGCAGUUUAUUGCGACAUAACUUUAUUAAUCCGUCGUGGAAUAUCAUUAAUAAUCAGUGCUUUAGAUUAUGCGACAUUUGAUUGCAGCAGGAGGACAACGCGGUGGUGUGAUUUCAGUGCGGGUGGUGUAAAGUAUGCACUGGUCCUAAUACCUAAAGUUCUGGGAUCCGCCUCUUUAAUAUACGCUCAUUAUAUGUGCGACGUUCGUGCGUGAGUUUCGCAAACAUAUGAACAGUGCUUCUCACGCGAUCUACUUUUUUAUCCGCUCAGAACACUGACUGCAACUAUGGCAGAUAAGACGGUGCUGAUUGUUUAUGCCCACCAGAGUCCCAAGUCUUUUAACUGUGCAGCAAAAGAUGCGGCUGUACAGGUUUUCACUGAUCUGGGCUGUAAGGUGAUCGUGUCGGAUCUCUAUGCCAUGAAAUUCCGAGCUGUAGGAACAGCAGAUGAUAUUAAAGGUAAGCUGAAGAACCCUGAACAUUUCCUGUACAAUGAGGAGACCAUGGUGGCCUGGAAGGAGGGCAGACUGAGUGACGACAUCAAGGAAGAGCACCGUAAAUUGGAGCAGGCAGACCUUGUCAUCUUCCAGUUUCCACUUUACUGGUUCAGUGUCCCUGCUAUAAUGAAAGGCUGGAUUGACAGAGUGCUGACUCAGGGAUUCGCAUUCUCUCUACAGAACCUCUAUGACAAUGGCAUGUUUAAGAAUAAAAAGGCCAUGUUGUCAUUCACUACUGGAGGAAUGGAAUCGAUGUACCUGCCAGAUGGAAUAAAUGGAGACAUCAAUGUUUUACUUUGGCCCUUACAGAAUGGAGUUCUGCGCUUCUGUGGCUUUCAGGUUCUGGCCCCACAGAUCUUCUGGAGUAUUGCACACACUCCCCCUGAUGCGAGAGCAGCCUUAUUGGAGGCAUGGAAGACCAGGCUACAAGGACUGCUGAAUGAAAAGCCAUUGUCUUUUGCUCACACUGAGCUGUUUGAUCUCAACUUCCAGGGAGGGUUUAGACUCCGGGCAGAUGUGAAGGAAGAGUGUGCCUCUAAGCCAUAUGGCCUAACCACAGCACACCACCUGGGAAAACCACUUCCUCCAAACAACCAGACAAAGGCUGAAUAAAAAUCCACCAGUGCUGUCUGAUUUAACAAACCCCUGGAGAUAUGCGAGUCAUAAAUCUGUGGGCUUGAAGAAUGUACAACAAUUAACCUGAAAUAUCAAUAUUUUUUAAUAUAUUAUUUGAAACUGA
Silurus meridionalis is the source of this 1290-nucleotide messenger RNA. RefSeq names its product NAD(P)H dehydrogenase, quinone 1 (gene nqo1). Lineage: Eukaryota; Metazoa; Chordata; Actinopteri; Siluriformes; Siluridae. Gene Ontology annotation, molecular function: NAD(P)H dehydrogenase (quinone) activity. The transcript is spliced from 6 exons. Gene Ontology annotation, cellular component: cytosol. The record is from RefSeq and is a predicted model, not a curated record. Bases 342 to 1163 code for a protein of 273 amino acids.